CUGCCUUGGACUCGAAAAGUUCUCAUGAUGACUCUUCGUAGGCGCUUGUCAGUACUUCUUCAAGUUCGACUACCAUGGGUGGGAGCGCGUUCACCACCAUAGGCCCGUUCCCUCGUCUCUCCCGGGCCCUCUACGCAGCUCUCAAAGCGCGCCAUACCGCUAGUCUGGGUACUGUCUAUACCCAAGUCUGCACCCCCCUCGAGGCACCAGAGAAGCAGGACCACGGGGAUAUCGAUUUCCUGGUGUACUCUCCCGAUCAAGCCCGAUUACCGUCGCACGAUACUGUCAAGGACCUGCUCGGCGCUGUGCACGUUCUGCCAAUGCCGGGACCGCGGACGUCGAAUUAUGCUAUCCCCAUCCCGGAAGACGAGUUCAAUUCCCAGAUGUAUGUGGGGUGGUACCAAGUCGAUGUGCAUGUCUGUGGGUCUCUGGAAGAGUUUGCGCGUGUGAGGUUCUUUCAUUCUUAUGGUGAUAUGGGCAUGAUACUGGGUCUGGUGGCACGGCAUUCUGGGUUACAUCUUGGUGUGCAUGGGUUGAAGUAUCCAAACCCCCCGAAUCCAGGCAUCAUGCUGUCAACCGACUUCGACGUUAUCACUGAUUUUAUUGGGUGCGAUAUGAAGCGUUACGAACAAGGAUUUUCCACAAAACGAGCCUUGUUCGAGUGGAUCGCAAAGUCGCGCUUCUUCGCACCCAGAAUGUUUGGCAAGAGUGAUGCGGACGGGGCCAACCGAAUUCCGAGUCCUAAUGACGAGAGUCCUGCCGAGAGACAGCGCAGAAUACGCGAAGAGGCUUUGCGUCACUUUGGCAAAGAUGUCGUGUUGAACGUGCAGAUGAGUGAGAUCACAGCAAGGACUAGGCUGAAGGCUGCAUUUAAUGGGAAGAUAGUCGCUGAGUGGGCUGAGAUGGGUACCCAUUGGCGCGGUGUAAAGAUGAUCAUGGACCGUGUUAGGGAACAGUGCGGUGGUGGUGAUGAGCAUGUAAUGGAAAUGCUUGAUAACGAAGAGAAUGGAGAGGAGAAGCUCAUACAAAUGGUCAUCCAAGCCAGAGAAGAUUUGGGUCUUAGGAAAGCUAGCGACAUUACCUCUGAAAAUUAG
Desarmillaria tabescens is the source of this 1094-nucleotide messenger RNA. RefSeq lists its product as uncharacterized. The coding region runs from base 75 to 1094 and encodes 339 amino acids. The transcript has 3 exons. NCBI's taxonomy places the organism in Eukaryota, Fungi, Basidiomycota, Agaricomycetes, Agaricales, Physalacriaceae. The record is from RefSeq and is a predicted model, not a curated record.